Aspergillus vadensis CBS 113365 is the source of this 2923-nucleotide messenger RNA. RefSeq names its product putative histone-lysine N-methyltransferase (Ash1). Gene Ontology annotation, biological process: regulation of DNA-templated transcription. Bases 184 to 2739 code for a protein of 851 amino acids. The transcript is spliced from 4 exons. NCBI's taxonomy places the organism in Eukaryota, Fungi, Ascomycota, Eurotiomycetes, Eurotiales, Aspergillaceae. The record is from RefSeq and is a predicted model, not a curated record. Gene Ontology annotation, cellular component: chromatin; nucleus. Gene Ontology annotation, molecular function: protein binding; histone H3K36 methyltransferase activity.
CCCGUAACAUUGGCAGCACGUCAGGUCAGCCACACCCUCGGAAGUUGACAACCACCACCCCCCGCGUUAAUUUCUAGCAAUCCAUCCCUGGAAGCAUCAACUUAACCCGAGCUGUUUGGUGGUCCUGCCCCUCGUACCAAAACCUAGUUCUCACCGCAUAUCCUUUUCCCGCAGCCCUUGGGGAUGGAAGGUCGAUCUGGUUCUCCCGGCGCGUCUCCCGCGACUCCCGCAACCCUUUCGGACCUCAAGAAACACACGCACGAGCACCUCGAGGGCACAAUGGCCUUCGAAUAUACCGAACAACUCCUCACCCCCGAAAAUAGUCGCUCCGAAACCUCCAGCAACAACGAUAACGCGUCCACCGACGAGAAACCCACCCUCCGCCGACGAUCUACACGUGUAACACGCGCUUCUUUACGAGGGGCAGUCCAGCUCAGUGACCACUUGGACGCGGACAAUCAUGGAUUACCUUCUCCGGCGGAUGAAAGUGAUCGUACGGUCCCCGGUGAUGUCUUAGCCAGUGCGGUCGAGGCUGCGGAGGUGAAAAGGACGAGGUCAAAGUCCUCCUCCCACCUCCGGCACAGCAUAGCGGUCAUGGAAACUGCCUUAUGGAGCGAGACAACACUCCCGCAGAAUAAGGAGGACGGUGACGACCACCCAAUGGCGCCAGAUACCCCCGUCUCCAAAUCGUCUCAGGAACCGCAACCCAACGACAUCGGCAUGUCUCUACAACAACGGACGUUACGAAAGCGCGUGGAAAAAGUAUUGACCCAGGAAGACAACAAGGACCAAGAAAAGGUUUCUGCGCCUGCCAAACCUGAACGUCGCAAGUCACUACGUCGGUCAACCCGAUUAAGUAUACUUGACAAGGCUUCUGACCUUGUUGGUCGUGCUAGCAGCGUUUUGGGAAAACGCUCGCGUGAUAAGGUAGAAAAGAGCAGUGGUCCGGAUCGACGUGCCAGUCUACGGCCGCGAAAUGUCGCCGCUCUCAAGGAAGAACCCCCCGCGCCUACACCGAGUGCUCCAGCUCCUAAAAAGAGACGGGUCUCGGAAAGUGAUCUCCCGUCCAAGACUCAGUCAACGGAGGAGCCGCCGAAGGAGCAAUCCGCCCCAGCUGAACCAGUCCCGCGCUUGAAGCGGAAGCUUUGGCUGGCGCAUGGUCUUUACACCGGACAAGAACAUACCGACUCUCCGCCAGUUCAAAGCCGGAAUAGGAGCAGGCGGAAGAGUCAAACUCAGUCUCAGACUCAGUCGCAACGGAAACUGCUGCCAUUGCCUAUGUUUGCAGGCGACCGACUCUUGAAGAAUGGACGCGAUUUUCAACUGCCUUUCGACGUCUUCUCGCCGCUGCCUCCUGGUCAACCCAAACCAGAUGAGUGGAGAAAGACUAACAAGAACGUCUUUGUGGGAGAGGCAGGCAGUAUAUGGCGGGCAAACAAGCACUGUGAGCUGUCCAAGUGCAUGUGCACGCCAGAAACGGGCUGCGACGAGGAAUGUCAGAACCGUUACAUGUUCUACGAGUGUGAUGAAGGUAAUUGCGGGGUGGGUGAGGAGUGUGGCAACCGCAGUUUCGAGGAGCUUAAGCAAAGGACCAAGGCUGGAGGCAAGUACAACAUCGGCGUGGAAGUCAUCAAGACGGCCGAUCGUGGGUACGGUGUUCGGAGUAACCGCACCUUUGAGCCCAACCAGAUCAUUGUGGAGUACACGGGUGAGAUUAUCACUCAGACAGAGUGUGAGAAACGAAUGCGGACGAUCUACAAGCAUAACGAGUGCUACUAUCUGAUGUACUUUGAUCAGAAUAUGAUCAUUGAUGCCACUCGGGGCUCCAUUGCCCGCUUUGUCAAUCACUCUUGUGAGCCCAACUGUCGGAUGGAGAAGUGGACUGUCGCUGGAAAACCGCGCAUGGCUCUCUUCGCUGGCGAUCGUGGCAUCAUGACGGGUGAGGAACUGACCUAUGACUACAACUUUGACCCGUAUUCCCAGAAGAAUGUCCAGCAAUGCAGAUGUGGCUCAUCGAAUUGCCGUGGCAUUCUGGGCCCGAGGCCCAAGGAGAAGGCUCAACGUGCGAAAGAGCAGAAGGUGGAGAAACCGAAAAAAUCAGCCAGCAGACGGACAAAUGGUAAGACAGCCGGCACCAAGCGCAAGUCUGGCGAUGCGCUCGACGUAUCAUCUUCGCGCGCCAACAAGAAACAAAAACUUGCGGUAGCCAAGUCAAUCAAGUCUGGCGUCAAGAAGGCGGUUUCGCGAGCUCGUGCAACCGUCACCAAAACUACUGCUUCUCGAACAAAGCAGGCAAAGGAGAAAGGCAGCCCUGUCAAGCGAACGGCUGCGAAGGCCACGAAGACAACGAAAUCGCCGACGAAGAAAACGGUAACGAAGAAAGAUGAACCCAAAGGAAAGAGUAAUAUCAAACUCCCUAAGGUUAAAGCUACGAAGGUCAAGGCACGGGCCACAGUGCCCAAGAAGUCAGCACAGACCGCGAAAGGCAAGACUCCGAAUGCCGCUCCAUCAUCGUCGAAAUUAAGCCGCCCAUCUGCAGCCACCAAAGCGAAAAUCCUCGCUGCGGCCAAAGGCACAAACCCACGGAGGAAAUCAACGAAAAAGGAUGAUACGAAGACAGAUCACAAGACCACCGCGCCUAAAGCACAGAAGAAAACGCAAGCACCCAAACAGGAACCCAAGACCAAAGGUGCGAUAAAGCGUACGGGGACUGCAGCCACGAAAGGCAGUAAAAAGUGAUCAUCGAUAUAGGCUGCUUCAUGGCAUCCUUAUAUCAAAGAUCAUACGAGGACAGCUUUUGUCCUUCCGGAACCUUCAACAUUAUCUUGGACGAUCACCUUUUUUCUGUAGUGAACUGAAUCCUCCAUCUAUCUCUUCUGGCUUAACCUUACUUUUUCUCCAACAUUAUUACCCCUUUCUGUUC